AUGCAGGGAUUAAGUAUUCAAAGUUUGAAGAAACACAAGGCUCUUAUCCCCUUGUUUGUGUGUGUGGGAUUGGGAUGUGGUGCAUCAAUGUUCUAUAUACUGAGACUUGCAACACGUAAUCCAGAUGUCUCAUGGAACAAGCGUACCAACCCAGAGCCCUGGGAAGAGUACAGAAACAGGCAAUACAAGUUCUACUCACCCAACAUUGACUACAGCAAGGAGCAUUCACCCGCUCCCAAGUAUUAA
This is a messenger RNA of Pieris macdunnoughi, 246 nucleotides long. Lineage: Eukaryota; Metazoa; Arthropoda; Insecta; Lepidoptera; Pieridae. The record is from the annotation of a GenBank genome assembly.